GCCGUCAGAGCGCCUCGUAGCGUUACAGUUUCAAACAACAAUCAAGACGAAUCGAACGACGUACGCUCGAUUCCGGCGGCAGGCUCGAUCGAGUAGAAGAUUUUGUGCGGGAAAUUUUCGAUCUUUCUUUCUCUUUCCUUCGAUUUCGAGUUUUUUUUGAAUUUGGGCGCGAAAAGAAUGAGAGGGAAUAUGGAGGAGAGAAAAGGCUAUUGGAAAACCUGGAUGGGAACCGUGACGAUAUUCGGGGUGUUUUACGCGAAUGGAAUCGUGUCUGCACAGCCUGUAUACGAAAGAAUUACGCGCGAAAGUGAAAACACAAUGAGCAUCUACGAUACAUUGUUAAAUUUUUCGAAAAUGGGAGAGAUCGGUGCAGCAAAAGAAUUGAAUCAAGAGAUAUCAGAAAUGAAUAAAGAACGAUACAAACGAUUAUCGGACCAAAGACGAGCAGAACUAGAGACUUUGAUGGCGCUUUCCAAAAUGACGGGAAAAUUAGUGAAUGUGAUCAGGGGAGGGCGUCAAUCAAGCAAGACCAAUGACCGCAAAAAACGAUCGAUCUUCGAUAUAAAUAUGAAGAAUCUGCAGAAACUUUUCAGAUUAUCGGGCAAAUUAGGAUACAAAGGAAACGCUGCAUAUCCAGUUAUCAGUUGAGACUAUGGAAAAUUACAAAUAAUAUUGGAAUGAAUUUAUUAUUUGUCUAAGAAGAUACAUCGAGUCAAAAAGGAUGAUCCUGGCACGAAAACAAAGAAAUUUGAUGUAUCGUCUCGUUGUGAAAAAUUAUCAGUGAAUCAUGAAUCAGUUUCAUUAAAAAUCAUCAUCAACUUUUAUAUACUUUACUUAAUAUCGAACGAUUAUUUAUUUAAUGUAAUGACAAAUCGAGUAUCAAUUUUUUUGUAAGAUAUUUUUUAAUAUUUUUUUUACUAAUAAUAAAUAUUUAUAAUACAAA
Apis cerana (Asiatic honeybee) is the source of this 943-nucleotide messenger RNA. RefSeq lists its product as uncharacterized. The record is from RefSeq and is a predicted model, not a curated record. Lineage: Eukaryota; Metazoa; Arthropoda; Insecta; Hymenoptera; Apidae.